Messenger RNA from Polyodon spathula (Mississippi paddlefish), 6695 nucleotides. Its product is annotated as transmembrane and coiled-coil domains protein 2-like. NCBI's taxonomy places the organism in Eukaryota, Metazoa, Chordata, Actinopteri, Acipenseriformes, Polyodontidae. Gene Ontology annotation, biological process: amyloid precursor protein metabolic process. The record is from RefSeq and is a predicted model, not a curated record. The transcript is spliced from 6 exons. Gene Ontology annotation, cellular component: endomembrane system. Bases 673 to 2802 code for a protein of 709 amino acids.
GUGACAGGAAAAAAAUAAAACCGGCUGCAAAAAAUAAAUAAAUAAAUAAAUAAAAAUGAAGCAUUUCAGGACGUUUGAAUGAAAAUGAAGAAGGACGCGUUUUUUUUGUCCCCUCAGCUUGCUUCAAAUGCAAGGGCUUGCGGUUAUGUAUGCAAGUGUGAUGCAGUUUAUGAUUUGUGUCAAAUUCGUAGGUGGAUCGGAAAGGGACAUAAACAUUUGUCGGGCUGGGCAGCUGACACGGGGUUGGUGUGUUGAUGGACGCAGCUAUGUUCUGCAGUCUUUAUCACAACGUGGGUAUUGAAUGCUGUUUUUAUGCUUAAAAGCCGACAGCAGUUUGCAUGUGGGCGUGCUGUUUUAUUAUCAUUCCAGCUUCAUGAAUUGAUUUACAUCGAGUUUUUAUUUGGAAUUUAUUUUAAAUAGCGAUGCAGUUUUUCCCUGCAAGCGAAAGUUUUAACGCGUUGGUAAUACAAAUCCAUUUCCAAUCUAGAUCUAAGUCUUACAGAUUAUUAAUAUUAUUAAGAUCAUUUUUGAUUCAGGUGUCGUUUUGGAUUGUAAGAUUCUGUUUUUUUUUUUUUUUUCCUAACUGAGUUGUACGUUGUUGGACACGGUACACAUGCCAACCGCUGGACUGUUUUUAUCAUUAUUUUAUUGAUAUAAAACUACACAGUGAAGAUGAAGCGGUGUAAAUCGGACGAUUUGCCCCCCGACGAGGAGGGCGGUAGAACGGGCUUGAGUGCAGUUUGUGACGAUGCCCCAAGCGUCCUAAUUGAGGAGGUAAAACACGGAGAUACCCCCGAUUCCAGCAGUGCGGCUGGUACCGCAAGCACUCACGCCACUGCCCGCAGCAAACCUCCGGACUUAAAGAAAAUCCAGCAGCUGUCGGAGGGCUCCGUGUUCGGACACGGGCUGAAGCACCUGUUCCACAGCCGGCGGCGGUCCAGGGAGCGUGAGCAGCACAGCUCCCCGGACUCUGCCCUGGCCCCGCAGCUCAGCGUGGGAUACCCUGCCGGGACCUCAGGGGGCCACUCGGACCACGACUCUGCGGACGAAAAGGAGCGAUCCCCGGAGAUGCAGCGAGUGUCCUACGCCGUGUCCCUCCAGGACCUGCCCGCCCGCCCCACCGCCUUCAACAGGGUGCUGCAGCAGAUCCGCGCCCGGCCCUCCAUCAAGAGGGGUAGCAGCCUGCACAGCAGCAGCCGGCGCACCAAGAGCGGCCCCGCCUCGGAGGCAGUGAAGAGCAGCAGCCCCCAUCUGGGCAGGAAGGGCCCCCAGGACUGCUCGCUGACCGCCCUGCUGCACCAGGGCAGACCCCGCUCGUCCUCCACCACGGACACCUCGCUGCUGGCCGGAGAGCCCACCCUGCACUGGACCCUCGAGGAGCCGGAACGCGUCACGGACAAGCUGGAGAAGGGGGAGGUGAGCACCCUGGGGCUGCCCCCGAACACGAGCCACGCUGGCUCGGACGGCAACAUCAGCCUGGACGUGCCAGAGGCGCCCGACCCGCAGCGCACCAAGGCAGCCAUCGAGCACCUGCAGCAGAAGAUCCUGAAGAUUACGGAGCAGAUCCGCAUCGAGCAGGAGGCACGCGACGAGAACGUGGCCGAGUACCUGAAGCUCGCUCACAACGCCGACAAGCAGCAAGCCUCCCGCAUCAAGCAGGUCUUUGAGAAGAAGAACCAGAAGUCCGCCCAGACCAUCUCCCACCUGCACAAGAAGCUCGAGCACUACCACAGGAAGCUAAAGGAAAUCGAGCAGAAUGGGCCCACUCGGCAGCCCAAGGACGUGCUGCGGGACAUGCAGCAGGGCCUGAAGGGCGUGGGGGCCAACGUGCGAGCAGGAAUCAGCGGCUUUGGAGGGGGGGUGGUGGAGGGGGUGAAGGGGGGCGUGUCCGCGCUCUCCCACACCGCCGUGGUCUCAAAGCCCCGCGAAUUCGCCAGCCUCAUUCGCAACAAGUUCGGCAGCGCGGACAACAUCGCCCACCUGAAGGACACGCUGGAGGACCCGCACCCGGAGGACAGCCAGCGUCCGUUCAGCGGCAGCGCCACCCUCGUCUCCAGCCCCAAGUACGGCAGCGACGACGACUGUUCCAGCGCAACCUCGGGAUCGCCCGCUGGCAGCAACUCCGGGGCUGGGGGGCCCGGGCUCGGGCCAGGGCCAGGCAUGGGCAGCCCCAAGUCCAACACGCUGGACAGCCACCACCACCACCACCACAAUAACCUGGACACCCUGCUGGAGGAGCUGCGCGAGAUCAAGGACAACCAGGGGCACCUGGAGGACUCCAUGGAGGAUCUGAAGACACAGCUGCAGAGGGAUUACUCCUACAUGACCCAGUGCCUGCAGGAGGAGCGCUACAGGUACGAGCGAUUGGAGGAACAGCUGAACGACCUGACAGAGCUUCACCAGAACGAGAUGACCAAUCUGAAGCAGGAGCUGGCCAGCAUGGAGGAGAAGGUGGCUUACCAGUCCUACGAGCGCGCCCGCGACAUACAGGAGGCGGUGGAGUCCUGCCUGACCCGCGUCACAAAGCUGGAGCUCCAGCAGCAGCAGCAGCAGGUGGUUCAGCUGGAGGGGGUGGAGAACGCCAACGCGCGGGCGUUGCUGGGCAAAUUCAUCAACGUCAUCCUGGCGCUCAUGGCCGUGCUGCUGGUCUUCGUCUCCACGCUGGCCAACUUCAUCACGCCGCUCAUGAAGACGCGAAUGCGGGUCUUCGGCAGCAUCUUCCUGGCCCUUUUCCUCAUCUUCCUGUGGAAGCACUGGGAUAGCGUGGUGUACAUCUUUGAACCCUGGCUGCUGUCCAGCUGAGCGCCCACCGGAACGGGUCACGUUACUGCUGUUCUGUGCCGGAGGUUAUUCCUUUAUAUAUAAUUUGCGCCUGCGAGCGCAUUGGCGUACUGUUCCUGAGUUCUGUGGUGGGUUUUUUUUUCAGUUGUUUUGGAGGGGGUUAGGGUUUGUCCGCUGGUAAGCCACAGUUUUGUUUUCCUUUUUUUUUUUUUUGGGUCCCUUUUCAGCUGUCUGAAAGAGGCAGGAAUAAAUAAUUACUCCCCUUCCGAGGAUGGGACUGGAAAACGAGAGUCAGGCUUGAAACGGCUAGCUGGACGGCCUCCCUCUGCCGUGUCACACUGUUGGCCCAACCACAAGCAAACACAAGGAAGCUACGUUUAGAAUGGCAGGUGCUGUUUUUAGUUUUCUUGUUUUCUAACAAUUUUUUAACAACUACUUGCGUUUCAUAUUUCGGGCUCCAGUUUUGCGAGGCCUGUGCACAUGGGAAGAGAACAGGGGAGCAGAAAAGGACGUUGUGAAGGAGGUGAUCGAACAGGGGAUCAGAGAUCCUUGAGAACUGAGGUGCUGCAAACACCACUAAGCAAAACGAAUUCAGCAGCCAGCCGAGUGUCGGUAGCCACUUCAGUAACUCGAAUGAGUGACACCUGCUAACUGCACUGCGGCAAUGAGCUACUGAUUCAAAAAACUUGUAUAUCUUAUGAAAAGAAAAGAAAAGCUGAACAAAACACACAAUGCUAACUAGUGCAUUUUUAAACUUUUUGAAGAUUCAGUUCUAGAUCAUGUGUAGAUUUCGGACUAUUGGGUGGGACACUAGCCAUGAGGGUGGGCUACUUAAAAUCAGAGGUCACUCCAAACUGUAGCCCAGCCUGGACACAAACCGUCCUACUUCAGUGGCAAGUAGCAUACUCACAGUGUCCCAUGUGUAAUGUACUAUAGAUUAUUUGUUUGAUUUUUUUGAAAAGCGUGUCUUGACCUCUUUUUAUUCCUCCUCACUAGGAAUUCACACUUUUUUUGUUACAUUUGUUACUGAAUUUUAAAUAUGUGUAUUUAUUUAUUUAUUUGUUCAUUCACUAUCUUUUUUGUUUGCGUGUAGGUGUAACAGCCAACACAGCAUUAAUGAAAUGCUUUUGUUUAUUUUUUUUAGUUUUCUUCUAAAAGAAGUGGUGCAAAUUGGUUAUUAGUGUGUUCUGCGUUCUGCGUUCUGCGUUCUGUGUUCUGCGUUCUGCGUUCCAGGGCAGUGACGCAGCUCCCAGCUUCUUCAGCUCCAGUGCUGAACUGCAGGCUGGCUCUAAUGGUUGUCUGCUCUCUAAGAGAGCUGUCUGAAACUACGAAACUGUGAGGCCAGGAGUGAUGUUUCCAAUACAGUAAGAUCUAUUCCUCCGCUACUAUGAUUUACUACUGUUGAACCUUUCCAGGCUGCUCUUAAACCAAGCAGCCUGUCUGCCUGUCUGUCUGUCUGAGUGCUUCUGUAGAACUCAUUCAUGGAUCACAUACCCCCUUGUGGUAGUCCGGUAGUCUCCGUGAGGAGUAAAAGUGGCUGCCACCCUCCCUGGAAUAAUCUUUAGUUUGUGGAUCUACCACCAGGGGGCCACUUCAUCUUUGAGCAGACUUGGCCCAGAAUAUUGAGUUUCAAUCUGCUUUGCUUUCCAGUGCACGUAAACAGACCUCGGGUCUGCCAGCAUUUUAGACAGUCUGUGAUUAGUAUUCUGUGCAAAUCAGGCAAAGACACAAGCUCUCUGUGCAUGGCUGUGUGUGUACGCGUGUGUGUGUGUGUGUUUGUAUGUGCUUGCCCUGAGUCUUCUUUACAGUUAGAACAGUGCUUGUUUAGACCAGGGUUUGGCUCAUGGAAACGCAUGGUCUCCUCUGCAAGAGCCAUCUAACACCAGAAUUUAUUCGGAGGGCAGGCGCAGUGCCACUAAACUACCACAAGAGGGCGGGUUCCAUAUUUCGUGUUCCAUGAAAUAUGAGCCUGACGUGGGCCGAGUGUGGACCAUGUGAAGGAAUCACAGUACUGUAACUGCCCUGUGGGUCAGUCAACAGAGUAGCCUGGUAACCUGGCAUCACCAGUGUUUCACACUUGUAUUUAAGUCCGCUCGUUUUGCCCAAGGGUGGUUGGUUGUGUAAAUGUUUUGAGAAAUGUAUAUAUUAGCGGAACAUGGCUGAAGAACCUUGUUAUGUAUAGUUAAGACGGAAGGUCUUUUUUUGGUCCAUGCUGUACCUGGCAUGGAAGAUGGUGAUACUGUAUUCUGCACACAACAUGUCUUGUCUUUUCAAUGACCAGCACAGCCUGACAAAGUAUCAUGUAUGUGGCCUGGUCAGCCCUCAUAGCUCCCUGACCCCCUGGCAAGUGUCCUGUAUGAGUUUUGUCUUUUGGAAGUUAUAAGCCCUUAACAGGGGGAAUCACCUUGGGCUACCAGGUAUAUUUCUUGGCUGACCACAAGAGGGCAGACCUGUCUGUCAAUCUCUGGUAUUUAAAGCAUUGUGUUUUGGAAAGGUAUUUUCUCCAAUUAAAAUACAAACUAAACUAGCAAACGCAGUGAAGGAAACAUGUGAAGCACUGAUCGUCCAAAUCUGUCAGCAACACACUCCUAACACGGCUGUUCUGCAGCCCGUGCCUCGCUCCGCCUGCUUUCAGAAGCUGCAAGGAAUCGCAAACCUGCCCAGGACAGAAAGAGUGAAACAUUGUUUUAAAAUCACUGCAAACUUUUGCAACCCUGAAGGGCAGUAUUUGCAAUGUCAAAGUGUCUAAAGGGUUAAAUCUGUCAUUAAACAAUGAUAUUGUUUGAAGACAGCUGAAUGUAUUUUCAAAGAACUGAAAAGAAACCGUUAGAAAGAAAUCUAAACUGUGUGAUGGAUGGCUGUUAGGGCGCUGGGAUGUUUUAUUUUGUGUACAUAAAGAAGGGCAUGGUACUGUAUUGUUUGUGUUAUAUAACACUGCCCUCUGCUGGGUGAUCUGUUAAAUCACUUGCGUUCUGCUUUAAGACGAGCGAUGUGUGGUCUUAACUGUGUUUGUGGUUAAAGGAAUUGUGGUUCAAAUUGAAAGUGGCACUUUAUUCUUUAUCUCUUUUUUUUCCUUUUUUAAUAAUAAAAACACUUUAUUUGACAGAAUAAAAGCUCAAAGUGGCAUCUUGUGAAAAGUGUGUGCGUGCAAUAUGGCAGUGUACUGUAGCAGCAACUUUUAGAAAUGGACGCUGUAUCCUGCCGUGAAUCGAGGACAUGAACGAAGGGACAGCGUGACAGUCAUAGAACAGGCUGUGGCAGCAGGAGCAACACCGAGUCCUGAAAUGGUUUCUCGUCCAACGCUGUUUAGAUCCUUCAAAUCGCCCCACAAGUCAGAUGCAACCAGUAUGCACCGUACACUCGGCAGCAACUCCACUACAUAAUAAUAUACUCGGCCACUAGAGGGGGCUAGUGUGCCUGUGUACAAACACACGCGAAAAUCACAACCCUACGUGCCCUGUGUCCUUGUGCUGGAGUUUAACAGCGAUCAAACAGCAGCGAGACAGCUCGCCUGCUCCGAUGCCAAGACUUUGAAAAAAAACAAAACACGCAUUACUCAAAGCACAGCGUGGCUAGGAAACGUGACAACGAUACGCACAGAGAGUGACGGGAGUACAUACAUCAACAGCCAAGCUGGAAUAAAUGCCCUAAAAAGGUGUUAGGCGUCCUCACAUUUCAAACCGCCCCUGCUUCCACAGAACGGGUCUGACAUCCAUCACUUACGCAUGAAUGCCAUUAGGGACCGAUCCAGUACUCGUCACACGCGUGAUUAGUAGAGAACGUCCCGCAGCCUGAGUUUUUGGACAGCACUGGCUGGCACUGGACACCCGUGUCUCAGUUACCACGUGUAUUUUAUAUUAACAUACAACAAAUCCUAUACAUAUCCAUCAUUGCCAGCCUCGUUGGCAAACAUC